CACAGUAACUCAAGCUACCAGAAAUCCAACAACGCCCGCCAUUUCAACUCAUUACUCAUACCCCAACGGAAUUCUUCCCGCCGGUUAACCAAGAAAAACGAUGGCGUUCAACGAUUUUUUCGCCGGAGAAAUCGCAAUGGAACUUCUUAAACAGUUAAUCGCCAUCUCCCGCAAGUCCUGCCUCUGCAAAUCCAGUGCAGACAAUCUCAUAUCAAGCAUCCAAGUGCUCCUUCCCAUCAUCGACGAAAUCAAAUACUCCGGCGUCGAACUUCCCGCCCUCCGCCAAUCUCAGCUCGACCGUUUCUCCGAGACCCUACGUGGCGGCCUCGAAUUGGCCCGCAAAGUCCUCGCCUCUAGCCGUUGGAACGUCUACAAAAACCUCCAGCUAGCCAGGAAGAUGGAGAAGUUAGAGAAACAAGUUGAGAGGUUCGUAAGCGGACCGAUGCAAGCCCACUUGCUGGCCGACGUCCACCACAUGCGGUUCGAAACGGCGGAGCGGUUUGAUCGGUUGGAAGGCCGGUUGGAGCAGCGGCUCAGUUCGAUGAAGAUUGGAGCUGGAGGGUGGGUCGAAGAAGCUGUUAAGAGAAUGGAAGUUGAAGAUGAAGCUAGUGUGGGGAUUGUAGCCGGAGUUGGUUUGGAUUUAGCGAAAAACAACGUUAAAAAAUUGGUGAUCGGAAGAGAUGAUUUAAACGUUGUUGGAAUUUGGGGUAUUGGAGGAUCUGGCAAAACCACUUUGGCUAAUGAAAUUUGUAGAGAUAAUCAAGUUCGAAGUUACUUCAACAACAGGAUUUUGUUUCUAACUGUUUCACAAUCACCGGAUCUGGCACAACUGAGGGAAAAAAUCUGGGGAUUCAUUACGGGAAACGAGGCCAUGGGUUACAGUAAUAACUCGUUUGUUCCACCAGGGAAGCUACAGUGUGAGUGGGGAACUGGACCUCGAACUCUGGUUGUUUUAGAUGAUGUCUGGUCGUCGUCAGUUCUAGAACAAUUGAUUUUCAAGAUACCAUCUUAUAAAACUCUGGUAGUUUCGAGAUUCAAGUUCCCAACAAAAGUUGUUGGUGAAGUUUAUCAAGUUCAAUUGUUGAGAGACGAUGAAUCGAUGUCACUGUUUUGCCACUCUGCUUUCGGUCAAAAAUCGAUUCCUCCCACAGCCAAUGAGACAUUAGUGAAGCAGAUUGUUAAUGAAUGUAAAGGACUUCCAUUGGCACUUAAAGUGAUUGGAGCUUCAUUGCGAGACCAGCCUGAGAUGUAUUGGGUUAGUGCAAAGAAAAGGUUAACUCGAGGUGAACCGAUUUGCGAAUCUCACGAAAACAAGUUGCUUGAACGAAUGGCAAUCAGUGUCGAUUACUUGAACAAGAAGGUCAAGGAAUGUUUCUUGGAUUUGGGAUCAUUUCCUGAAGAUAAGAAAAUCCCCCUCGAUGUUCUCAUCAAUAUUUGGGUAGAAAGUCAUGGCAUCGAUGAGGAAGACACCUUCGCCAUCCUCGUUGAGCUUUCGGAUAAGAACUUACUCACUUUGGUGAAAGAUGCAAGGUCCGGGGAUGCUUAUAGCAGUUACCAUGAAAUCUAUGUUACUCAACACGAUGUGUUGAGGGACCUCGCUCUUCAUCUAAGCAAUCACCCGGAUGUGAAUGAACGAAAGCGAUUACUUAUGCCAAGAAGAGAUACCGAACUUCCGAGAGACUGGGGAAGAAAUACAGAUCGGCCAUUCAAUGCUCAGAUCGUUUCAGUUCAUACAGGAGAAAUGAGGGAAAUGGACUGGUACCGGAUGGAGUUUCCGAAGGCUGAAGUACUCAUCCUGAAUUUUGCCUCCAAUGAAUACUUCUUGCCUCCUUUCAUGGAUGAUAUGCCUAAGCUUAGAGCACUUAUUAUAAUAAACUACAAUACAACUGAGGCAACGCUUCUGAAUUUCUCUGUUUUCACUAAUCUGACGAAUUUACGGAGCCUAUGGCUUGAAAAGGUGUUGGUUCCUGAAUUGUCCAACACCACUGCUCCAUUGAGGAACAUGAGGAAACUAUCUACGGUUCUCUGUAAGGUUAAUAACAGCUUCAAUCCAUCAGUUCUAGGCCUGCCCCAGAUCUUCCCUCGUCUAACCGAGCUCGUAAUCGAUCAUUGUGAUGAUUUAGUUAAGCUGCCUGUAAGCAUUUGUAAGGUGAAUUCACUUCAAAGUCUCAGCAUAACCAACUGCCACAGGUUAUCUGAAUUGCCUGCUGGUUUCGGCUUGCUGAAGGAACUGCAAAUACUUAGGCUUUAUGCUUGUCUGGAACUUAAGGUCCUCCCUCCGAGCAUAGGCGAGCUAAUCGGGUUAAAAUACCUUGGCAUUUCGCAAUGUGUUAACUUGAGGUCUCUACCCAGAGAAAUUGGUAGAUUAGCAAGCUUGGAAAUAAUAGACAUGAGGGAAUGCCCACAGAUUGUGAAUUUACCAUCGCCAGUCAUGUUGUUGAACUUGAAAUCACUACGCCGAGUUAUAUGCGAUGAUGAAGUUUCUGGGGACUGGAAAAAUGUGAAGAGGGGAAUGCGACACCUUCAUGUUCAAGUUGCAGAGAAAUGGUAUAGUUUGGACUGGCUUCAUGACUGAAACAGCAUAUGAUUUGUAUCUCUGUGUCAAAUAUUAAUAUUAAGUUUAUUUUACUGCCAUAAAAGUCCUCUUGGUGUUAGAUCAUAAUUCAAAUCAAUGGGGAAGUACUGCAACUACUUUCCUUUUCCUUUAAAAGAAGGGUGUGAAGGAGCAGGGCCAGCAAAAUAAAGAGAAAAGAAGCAUAAAAAGGUUCCAUCCUGGAUGAGGAAAAUGCCAUCACCCGAGAUGUGACAGGCGGCUAUUAAAGAUUUAGUGGAAUUCUUCUUGUUGGUGUGCAUGUGGUUCUAAAGUUAGGAGGAUAAGUUAUGUUUUUUUUCUAUUUCAGAGAAAAGGAAAUUUUAUAUCUAAA
Molecule: messenger RNA, 2924 nt
Organism: Gossypium raimondii (Peruvian cotton)
Lineage: Eukaryota; Viridiplantae; Streptophyta; Magnoliopsida; Malvales; Malvaceae
Product: probable disease resistance protein At4g33300
Exons: 5
Coding region: 101-2575 (824 amino acids)
Biological process (GO): defense response to fungus
Molecular function (GO): ADP binding
Source: RefSeq, a predicted model, not a curated record